This is a messenger RNA of Trichosurus vulpecula (common brushtail), 2582 nucleotides long. RefSeq names its product dynamin 1 like (gene DNM1L). Gene Ontology annotation, molecular function: microtubule binding; GTP binding; GTPase activity. Lineage: Eukaryota; Metazoa; Chordata; Mammalia; Diprotodontia; Phalangeridae. The coding region runs from base 163 to 2370 and encodes 735 amino acids. Gene Ontology annotation, cellular component: membrane; cytoplasm; mitochondrion. Gene Ontology annotation, biological process: mitochondrial fission; mitochondrial fragmentation involved in apoptotic process. The transcript is spliced from 20 exons. The record is from RefSeq and is a predicted model, not a curated record.
GGGAGAGAGUAAGGGGCGGACCAAGUCCAAUGGGUGCUGGGUGUAGAGGAGGAGGAGCUAGAGGGGGAGGAGGAAAGGGACUAGAAGGUGGAGGUGAACUCCAAGCCAGGCCUCAUUCAUUGCCUCUGCCUGGCGGGCCCGGGGCCUUGUGUUCCAGGAGCCAUGGAGGCGCUGAUUCCAGUUAUCAACAAGCUCCAAGACGUUUUUAACACCGUGGGCGCCGACAUCAUACAGCUACCCCAGAUCGUCGUAGUUGGAACCCAGAGCAGUGGAAAAAGCUCAGUACUAGAAAGCCUUGUAGGGAGGGACCUACUUCCAAGAGGUACUGGCGUUGUUACCAGGAGACCCCUUAUCCUGCAGUUGGUCCAUGUUUCACAAGAAGAUAGAGGAAAAACAUCUGGAGAUGAAAAUGGUAUUCAAGCUGAAGAGUGGGGUAAAUUUCUGCACACCAAAAAUAAGCUGUACACUGAUUUUGAUGAAAUUCGACAAGAAAUUGAAAAUGAAACAGAGAGGAUUUCAGGAAAUAAUAAGGGGGUCAGUCCUGAACCUAUUCAUCUUAAAAUUUUUUCACCUAAUGUUGUAAACCUGACUCUUGUGGAUUUGCCAGGCAUGACAAAGGUACCUGUAGGUGAUCAACCGAAGGAUAUUGAACUUCAAAUCAGAGAACUCAUCCUUCGUUUCAUUAGUAACCCUAAUUCCAUUAUUCUGGCUGUCACUGCUGCUAAUACAGAUAUGGCAACAUCAGAGGCUCUCAAAAUUUCAAGAGAGGUAGAUCCAGAUGGUCGUAGAACACUUGCUGUAAUUACUAAACUAGAUCUCAUGGAUGCUGGUACUGAUGCAAUGGAUGUGUUGAUGGGAAGGGUCAUUCCAGUUAAACUUGGCAUAAUUGGAGUGGUAAACAGGAGCCAGCUGGAUAUUAACAAUAAGAAGAGUGUAUCUGAUUCUAUCCGUGAUGAAUAUGCUUUUCUUCAAAAGAAAUAUCCAUCAUUAGCCAAUAGAAAUGGAACAAAAUAUCUUGCUAGGACACUGAAUAGGUUAUUGAUGCACCACAUUAGGGAUUGCUUGCCUGAGCUGAAAACAAGAAUAAAUGUUUUAGCUGCUCAGUACCAGUCUCUCCUAAAUAGCUAUGGUGAACCUGUGGAUGACAAGAGUGCUACUUUAUUGCAACUUAUUACUAAAUUUGCCACAGAAUAUUGUAACACAAUUGAAGGAACUGCAAAAUACAUAGAGACUUCUGAGCUGUGUGGUGGUGCUAGAAUAUGUUAUAUUUUCCAUGAAACCUUUGGGAGAACAUUAGAGUCUGUUGACCCUCUGGGUGGCCUUAAUACAAUUGAUAUUCUGACUGCCAUUAGAAAUGCUACUGGGCCACGUCCUGCCUUGUUUGUGCCUGAGGUUUCCUUUGAAUUACUAGUGAAGAGACAAAUCAAACGGUUAGAGGAGCCAAGCCUUCGUUGUGUGGAGCUGGUUCAUGAGGAAAUGCAAAGAAUUAUUCAGCAUUGUAGCAACUAUAGUACACAGGAAUUGCUGAGGUUUCCCAAACUUCAUGAUGCCAUAGUUGAAGUAGUUACAUGUCUUCUUCGUAAGAGGUUACCAGUCACAAAUGAAAUGGUUCAUAACUUAGUUGCAAUUGAAUUGGCCUACAUCAACACCAAACAUCCAGACUUUGCUGACGCCUGUGGGCUUAUGAACAAUAACAUAGAGGAACAAAGGAGGAAUAGGUUAGCAAGAGAGUUACCUUCAACAAUGCCGCGGGACAAGUCUUCUAAAGUUCCAGGUACUUUGGCACCUGCCUCCCAGGAGCCUUCUACUGCUGCUUCUGCUGAGGCUGAUGGCAAGUUAAUGCAGGAAAACAGAAGAGAAACUAAACAUAUGGUACCUGUAGGUGGUAUAGGCGAUGGUGCUCAAGAACCAACAACAGGCAACUGGAGAGGAAUGCUGAAAACCUCAAAAGCUGAAGAACUGUUAGCUGAAGAAAAAUCCAAACCAAUUCCCAUUAUGCCAGCCAGUCCACAAAAAGGCCAUGCUGUGAAUUUAUUGGAUGUGCCUGUGCCAGUUGCACGUAAACUGUCUGCCCGGGAACAACGAGAUUGUGAGGUUAUUGAAAGACUUAUCAAAUCAUAUUUUCUUAUUGUCAGGAAGAAUAUACAAGACAGUGUGCCAAAGGCAGUAAUGCAUUUUUUAGUCAAUCACGUGAAGGAUACUCUUCAGAGUGAGUUAGUAGGACAGCUGUACAAAUCACUGUUACUGGAUGAUCUUCUAACUGAAUCUGAGGAUAUGGCACAGCGAAGAAAAGAAGCAGCUGAUAUGUUAAAGGCCUUACAGCGAGCCAGUCAGAUAAUUGCUGAAAUUCGAGAAACACAUCUUUGGUGAAGAAAUGUACCAGGCAUUUAUAGAGGUGAAGAUGCUGAUGACUUGUAAUAAUUAUUGCAAACUUCACUGUAGUGUCAUUUAUGAAUUCUUGUCUAUUAACUAUGUAAAUCUGCUGUGAAAAGUUUUGAGACAAAAAUGUUUUGCAGAAGAAACACAAAUUAAAUCCACAUAUUAAAUAUAAAUAGCUGGUUCCCUGAAAUAUUCCAUGUAUG